CAAGCAGACAAAAUCAUGGAUAAAUUAUUCAUCAUUUCCUUUCUUGGUUUGCUGACAGUGGUUCAUGCAGUUGCAGGAAGUGUGGUAUAUAACAACAUUGGCAUGCUUGAGGAACUUGAAAGAUUUGAAAUAGAUGAAGAAAAUGGUGUGGAACUUUCUGAUACCCCUUCAUGGACAAGCGAACGUGGACGCAGGGUACUCGUGAAUGUCGAUAGCUUUGGUGCAGUUGCAGAUGGAGUUUCUGAUCACACCCAGGCCUUUGUUAAAGCUUGGCAGACAGCCUGUGCUACACCAAAAUCAGUUUUUUUGGUUCCUCCAGGACGCCGUUAUUUAGUCAAUGCAACAAAAUUUAAGGGGCCUUGUGAGGAUGGAUUGAUCAUCCAGAUAGAUGGAACUAUAAUAGCACCUGAUGAGCCUAAGAACUGGGAUCCUAACCUUCCACGACUCUGGCUUGAUUUCUCUAAACUGAAUGGAGUUCUUUUCCAAGGGAAUGGACUUAUUGAUGGUUCAGGGAGAAAAUGGUGGAAGUCAUCUUGUAAAAAGAACAAGUCAAAUCCUUGCAGAGAAGCACCAACAGCAUUAACUAUUGAUUCAAGCUCAUCUGUAACAGUAAGAGACUUGACCAUCCAAAACAGCCAACAGAUGCAUUUUGUGAUCUCCCGGUGUUCAUCCGUGCGAGUAUCUGAUGUACUAGUCUCGGCUCCAGAAGACAGUCCUAAUACUGAUGGAAUUCAUAUUACUGAAUCAACUAAUGUUAUUCUUCAAGGCUGCAAAAUUGGAACUGGUGAUGAUUGCAUUUCAAUUGUCAAUGGUAGCUCUGGCAUAAAGAUGAAGAGAAUUUAUUGUGGACCAGGACAUGGAGUCAGUAUUGGAAGUCUAGGGAAGGACAACUCCACUGGCAUAGUCACAAAAGUGGUCUUGGAUACAGCAUUUCUCAAAGAGACAGCCAAUGGCCUCAGGAUUAAGACAUGGCAGGGAGGCAAUGGUUAUGUUCGUGGAAUCCGUUUUGAAAAUGUAAAGGUGGAAGAUGUUGCAAAUCCCAUCAUUAUUGAUCAAUUCUACUGUGAUUCCCCAAAAGCCUGCAAAAACCAGACAUCUGCUGUAAAAAUAAGUGAGAUUGUGUACCGGAAUGUUACUGGCACCACAAAGAGUGCGAUGGCCAUGAAAUUUGCCUGCAGUGAUACUGUCCCUUGUAGUAACAUAGUCCUCAGUAACAUCAACUUAGAGAAGAAAGAUGGCACAGUGGAGACUUACUGCAACUCUGCCCAAGGAUUUGGAUAUGGUGUUGUUCAUCCUUCAGCUAACUGCCUAACUUCCCAAGACAAACACUAUUUUGGUGUUGGUGUCACAGAUAUUGCUGAAGACUAUGAUACUGAUCAGACUGAAAUUGCAGAGCUUGCAGAAUCCAGCAGUGAGGCUAUUGUUCACACUGAGCUCUGACACGGCUACUUUCAUAAAUUAAAAUAACCAUAUUAUAGUAAUUAAUAUAGCAAUAUACUCAACUGGGAAAAUGGAAUGUAAUUGUAGAGAUUUCUUGGAGGAGGAUUGACGUUUUCAUGUUGAAUUUUAUGGGACUUUUACGGAGGAUAUUUAGCUAUACAUACAAAUUAAUCCAAAAUUAUACUUGUAGAAACCAAUAAUGCAAUUGAUAUUGGAGGAAAAAUAUAAAGUUAAUGAGAUCUAUACUAUUUUGUUUAUGGAA
Hevea brasiliensis (rubber tree) is the source of this 1702-nucleotide messenger RNA. RefSeq names its product probable polygalacturonase At1g80170. The transcript has 9 exons. The record is from RefSeq and is a predicted model, not a curated record. Gene Ontology annotation, biological process: carbohydrate metabolic process. Lineage: Eukaryota; Viridiplantae; Streptophyta; Magnoliopsida; Malpighiales; Euphorbiaceae. Gene Ontology annotation, molecular function: polygalacturonase activity. Bases 16 to 1440 code for a protein of 474 amino acids.